CAUCUUCUCAUAUCCAGUUCGGGUUCGGGUAAACCAUCGCCAUCAUGGGGUUGAAAUCGAAGUGCGACCUCUCCUCUCCCAACGCGCAGUAUGACUACUGUGCCAGCGGCCCCGCGGCCAUCCUUUUCUCUGUCCUCUUCGGCAUCACCAUGAUCGCCCACCUUACCCAAGCCAUCAUCUACCGCAAGCGAUUCUGCUGGGUGAUCGUGAUGGGCACCGCGUGGGAAUGCCUGGGGCUGAUCAUGCGGACGUAUUCCACGAUCAACCAAGUCGAGUCCAACACCGCAUCGGCCGGGCAACUGCUCGUCCUGCUGGCGCCGCUGUGGGUCAACGCCUAUGGAUAUAUGAUCUUCGGUCGCAUGGUGUAUUACUAUCUGCCCGAUAGGAAGAUCGCGGGCUUCCGGGCGGAGAAGCUGGCGAAGGUGUUUAUCUGGCUGGAUGUUACAUCGUUCAUCGUCCAAGCCACUGGGGGAAUCAUGGACUCCGAUUUCAGCAAUGAGAUGGACACGAUUGGUCUGCAUGUGUACACGGCCGGGAUUGCCAUGCAGGAGUUCUUCAUCCUCUGCUUCUGUGGCCUGCUCGUCACGUUCCAUCGGCGCAUGCAGGGCGGAGGGGGAAAUGCAGAGCGAGGGACGGAGUGGAAGACGUUGGCGAUUGCCAUGUAUGCGACGUUGGGGUGCAUCACGAUCCGCAUCAUUUACCGUCUUGCCGAAUAUGCCGAUACCAACACCGCCGGAACGAGCAUCCUGACGACGAAAGAGGCCUUCUUUUACUGCCUCGAAUGCGUGCCGAUCUUCUCCGCCAUGGUGAUCUGGAAUAUCUGGCACCCGGGUCGGCUGAUGCGUGGACCGGAGAGCGAGUUUCCCAAGAAGAUCAAGAUCUCGCGGAAAGAGCGCAAGAGGAUGAAGCGCGAGGAGAAAGCGCAGAGAAAGAAUGGCGGGAAGAAUGGCAAUUACGAGAAUCCACUGACUCAAUCCAGCGAUGAGGCGAUGCUGGGGGAGGGUCGGGGUGAGUGGCCGUUGGAUCGGAUGGAUGACGUGGAGACGGGUUAUGUGCGAUGAUGAGGCAACACCCAAGGAUAUAGCGAAC
This is a messenger RNA of Aspergillus heteromorphus CBS 117.55, 1089 nucleotides long. RefSeq names its product RTA1 domain-containing protein. Gene Ontology annotation, cellular component: membrane. NCBI's taxonomy places the organism in Eukaryota, Fungi, Ascomycota, Eurotiomycetes, Eurotiales, Aspergillaceae. The record is from RefSeq and is a predicted model, not a curated record. Bases 45 to 1061 code for a protein of 338 amino acids. The transcript is spliced from 4 exons.